AUGGCCGGUCGCGAUACCUACAAGCCACCCAAAGAACCAUCGCGACAUGAUAGAUCGGUAAAACUCUACGACAGUCACGAGGUGCCAUCCUGGUACGCCCACAACGCCUGGAUAACCACCGGCUACCGUCCCGUCACGAAAUCGAUACCCCUCUGCAUCCGCAGCCUAUCUUACCUGCAUAACGAGACUGUCAACAUCUACUCGCAUCUCAUUCCUGCCGUCGUUGUUCUUUUGGCCAGCUAUUCUUUUGACCGCUAUUUCAUCAGUCGCUUCCCGCAAGCGACAUGGACCGACGAACUCGUCUUCCGAAUUUUCCUGACCACGUCUGUGAUAUGCUUCGGUACUUCCGCUGCGUAUCAUACGCUGAUAUGUCAUUCUGAGACGUUCGCUAGUCUAUGGGUGAGAUUGGAUUAUGUUGCGAUUAUAGUUCAGAUCGUAGGGAGUUUUAUACCCGGCCUUUACUUUGGGUUUUAUUGUGAAACGCAGUUGCAGAAGGUAUACUGGUCGAUGAUCAUCACAUUAGGAACUUUGACAGCGACUAUGGUCAUCAACCCUAGCCUUCAUGGCCCGAAAUGGAAAAGUUUACGCCUGUCGGCUUUUGUCGCUACAGGCUUUUCGGCUUUUGCGCCCAUCAUGCAUGGCGCGUUACUAUUCCCUUAUGGCCAAUUUGACAAGCAAACUGGUCUGCGUUAUUACUACCUUGAAGGUGUUCUGAUAAUGAUGGGUGUUUGGUUCUAUGCGAAACACUUCCCAGAGUCUUGCAGACCGAAGAGAUACGAUAUCUUUGGUGCAUCGCAUCAGCUGUUCCACCUCUUCAUCGUUUUAAGUGCUAUAGCGCAUUAUUACGGAGUCAUGAGCGCUAUGGAGUGGAACUAUGUGAACCAGCGUUGUCAGUGGUCGUGA
This is a messenger RNA of Alternaria burnsii, 903 nucleotides long. Its product is annotated as adiponectin receptor protein 1. The record is from RefSeq and is a predicted model, not a curated record. The transcript is spliced from 3 exons. Gene Ontology annotation, cellular component: membrane. The coding region runs from base 1 to 903 and encodes 300 amino acids. Gene Ontology annotation, molecular function: signaling receptor activity. NCBI's taxonomy places the organism in Eukaryota, Fungi, Ascomycota, Dothideomycetes, Pleosporales, Pleosporaceae.